AUGGCAGGCAACGACAGUACCCCGAAAGGAAAAACUCCCACUCGAACCACGACAACCGAACCCGACUCAGACGACGAACGUGACAUAGAGAUUCAGAAUCUCAAAACUAUCGUCGGACAACUUCGAGAACACCUUGAUCAACUAGGCGCGAACUACAACGUCCAUUCGACAAGCGUGAAGGACUACUUGGAGCAACUCCAUGCUCAAGUCGUCGCUUCAGCCCCAGCAACUACCGUUAGAGCACCUAAGCUCCCGAAGGCUGAGACCUUCGAUAGCAACAGACAGAAAUUGCGAGGAUUCCUGACGCAGAUAGACAUCCAUAUCGACGUCAACAAAGGACGCCUCGUUAGCGAAGGCAGCAAGCACCUCGAACGAACUUUUGGCGACAUUGAUGCCAAGAAGACAGCUAAACGCAAAUUAAAACGAAUUCGACAAACUAGACCAAAGCCAAUAGAGCUCGACGCAGCGAGACUCCCAAGCAAUGAAGAGAAACGACGAAGAGACAACAACUUAUGCUUUGAAUAUGAAAAGCAGGGCACAGGGCGCCGAAAGACGCAACAACGCAAGGCCACAACAAAUAAGGGCAACCCAGGACGAUUAGGUUCCGCCUCAGCAGCUACGAGCCACCGACGAUGCUCCAAGACGCCGCUACGCAACGGCAAGAAGGUACGCAUCGCCACUAACCGCGAAGGGGACUGGGCGAGUAUGCGGAACCAAACCAAGAAGGGUAAAACCUUGGACACCUUCGACGACUACGAAGAACGGGCGGAAGUGAUACGACAAAUCACCAAGGAUAUAACCCCCGGAACCUUCGCAGACGAUAUAGUUUACCGCGGCCUGAUCAGCGCAGAGCACGCGACGGAAGAAUUUCCCGAAAUAGAUUAG
This is a messenger RNA of Penicillium oxalicum, 885 nucleotides long. RefSeq lists its product as uncharacterized. NCBI's taxonomy places the organism in Eukaryota, Fungi, Ascomycota, Eurotiomycetes, Eurotiales, Aspergillaceae. The record is from RefSeq and is a predicted model, not a curated record. The transcript is spliced from 4 exons. Bases 1 to 885 code for a protein of 294 amino acids.